AUAAAAUAAAAUCUUUAAAAAAUUAGGUUUUAAAUGUUCUGAAAAAACAAUACACAUUUAUAUAAGUAUAUAUAGUGGGUUCCGCUUAAUGUAAUCACUUUGAUGCAGGUCAUUUUGAUUAAAUUAACCGGUUGAUUCUAUAAAACAUUUACAAAAUUUUUUUCAUAAUUCAAUCUUUUAAUACAAUUACAUAUUAUGUAAUGUAACAUACAUAAUAAAUGACACUAAUACACGACUCUCAAAGAUAAUUGAAUAACAUAAUAACGUACAACAAUAUACUGUCAUACUAAUAAGUUCAAAACUAAAACAGUGGGUGAUGGGUAAUUUCACUUUUCCGACCCCUACAUUCCGGGAUUUCCACUUUGCAUCCCACCGGUCGGAAACAAAAAAUUUGUCUGCUGGGCGGAAAGUGGCCAAUAUCAAACGCUUCAACCAGCAUCGAAAAUUAAGCUUUCGGUGCAGGUAUGACUCAGAGUGAAUGGCCACUGCCCGCCAUAAACAAGUAUACUGCAACAAGCCUACCUCGUUUAUUUAAGCCAAGUGGGUGUCGAUAUUUAUAUCUAAUUCUAUCCAGUUAAGGAGUAGUUGGUUAGUUAUUUCCACUACACAAACCGGGUUGUUGAAUUGAUGCAAAUAUAGUUUUCUAAGUUAAAUUUUACUGGUCCUAGAAACUUAUGACCUGUAGCGUUCAUAGACUAACACAAUUAAUCACGAUAUAGCAACGUAUACAAGGUUUAUAAAAUGUUUGAAUAGUAAUAAUAUUAUUCAGUAUGUCAGUACACUGCUACAACGCUAUCGCUUGACUACCUGAGUAUAAUCCUGUUCUUACGGGUAGUUUAUUGAAGAUCAUAGGAGUAGCUGAGUACGAACUGAAACAAAUUUAAUUAUUAUGAUUUAUCUAUAAGGUAGGUUAUUACACCUAAAGUAAAUCAAACUAAUAAUGGUACUUAAAAAUGUAGAGAUGACAGUAAUGUCUCUACUUCACGAUUCGAAUUUGACUGGAUGGCUAUGCCAAUGAUUUAUAUUACCGUACUCUACGUUACUGCGUUACUGCUCUCUGUUUACUUAAACAAAUUCACCGAGUGCGACAUAAAUGACUCGUCAGUAAUCUGUAAAUCCUCAUAUGAAAUUCCUUCCCGCACGAGCCACACAUACCUACUAUUUUUUGUCACGCCUCUGCGUUCACCGAUCACUUGAAAAUUCAAGUUUCUAAAGAUAGGGAAGUCUGAUGCAGUAUUCAAAAGAGAUAAAAGCAGGGUACUGUCUGGUGUGUAGUCACAUUCAGGGACUGUAUGUCUUGGUCUGUUUCCACACUAGACGCUGUGUCUUAAUAUAGAUAGAUACCAUUUUGCUCGUGUAAAUAAGGCGAUAGGUUAAGUGACACGUACAUUGGAUAAACAUAUGAACGAAGGUAAAUGAAAGAAAACAAAUUAUGGAGGUUUAUACCUUGCGAGUUUCUUAUGGCAGUUUGGUUAAAUAUAGACUUUUUAAGAAGAAUUCUGGAAUGCUCCUCAAUUUUUGACGAGUCCGCCCUCGAAAAUUUUUCCACUUUAUCCACUGGCCUUGCUCUCCGCGGCUUAUUUCGAACGUUGGCCCUCUAGGACUCUAGUCCCUUACUCCUGUAACUAUUAAAUCCUAGUUACGCUCAUGAAUGUAUGACCCAAAUGUUGUUCAUAUAGUUAAAAAUUAUGUUAACCAAACCGUCCAAACCUCUAGGCACAUUCCUAAAUAAAUUUUAUAAAUCUAAUACAAUCUAUUUUGACUUUCCUGUAUAAUAUAUAGACGAUUGGACGUGACAUGUGUAUUAUAGUAUUGCCUAUUGUAGUGGAUCAUAAUUAAUAAUGUGUAUACUGUAAGAUUUCGUCUACCAAAGAUUAAAAUAAUGAAACAUUUAAUUAAAUAAUUAAAUCAUUAUUUAAUUUAAUCCGUGCUCACACAGUAAUACUACAUGGUUAUUGUAUCUAGGUACAACUUAUAAUUUAUUUUAUGAUGUCAUCCGGUCAUCGUAAUUAUUGUUUGACAAAAUAGGUACGGGUGUUCUGGGUAUAGCUAAACAUUUUACACUGAUAUUAGUUGAUGCUGAUGCACAUAUUAUUUUCUGGUUUCUAGUGUUUCUACUUAGUCAAAAUAAUUUGAACUUUAUUUCGAACAACAUACAAAUAAUCAAAAUAUCAAAUGUAAUCGAUUUUAAUUCUAAACAAUUUAACAAAAAUAAAAAAUAAAAAUUGUGGUAAUUGUGCUUCCCAGGAAGCAUUUAUUCAAACAGUGGCUCUGUAAAAAUUCACCCCCCCCCCUUAUCUGCCAGUUGUUAAAUUCUCCUCUGAAAUUUAAAGAACAUGUGAAAUAUUAAAGUACUUAUAUAUAUUUAAAUUUAUAGCCCCUCAGCAAUUAUACCUUAUACUGACAAAUUAAUAAUUAAUCAUAAUUAUGUAUUAAUAUCAUGUGUUUAUUUAGUUUAGCAUUUAAUAUUUCUAUUGACUACACACAAGUAUAAAUAAUAAUACUUAAAACACACAAAUAAACAAAAAUACUUUUAACAAUAAAUUUACGGGAAACUUAUCAAAAUUGUAAAACACUAAGAUGACAUGUGGUGCAUGUCAAUACAACACCGAAAAUGCAGAAAGUUUUAAAUUUGUAAACAAUUACGGCAUACACUUCAUGUGGUACCCUGCUACAUUUUCACAAUCAAGACUAGGAAAUAAAAAUUCAAAAGGGAGUAAUGCGUGUACUAUUAUAGCACUACUCAUGGCUACAAACAUCAAUACAUCAAACAUCCGAGUAAAGUGUUUGUUCACACCAUCGGUCAAAGACAGUCUUACCGAAUUGUUUUCAGAUGCAAUACUUAAUGGUAAUUUAAUUCACCAAAAUUUGUUCAAAAACUGCAGCUCAUCACAAAACACAAACCUAACCGUGCCAGAAGCAAUGAAUGCAGGAGAAUCAUCCCUGGGAACCAUGACUGAAUGGAAAAGUUCAGUUUAUUUUAACGAUAUGAUAAUCAACUUGUAUGCAGAGAUGAACCGCUAUGUAAUAGAAUGGUAUACAAACCCUCCAUGUUGUGAACCAAACAACCUUUACAUAAUUCUCAUUGCUCACAACAAAGCAAUUUUAAUGGUAAUACAAUUAGAUAUGGACUCUGUAUUACUUAUUGAUUCUCAUCAACAUUCAUCACAUGGAGCUUUAAUUUGUCAAUGCCGAAUAUCAAAAUUAGAAAACCUUUGUUUGUGGUAUGCAAAAAUGUUGUGCAACUCAGCCGGCUCGAAUCCAAAUGCAUACGAACUUAGUUUUUUAUAUUACAAGUGUGAAAAACAAAACAAUAAAAACAGCAUUUGAUUU
This is a messenger RNA of Myzus persicae (green peach aphid), 3333 nucleotides long. RefSeq lists its product as uncharacterized. Lineage: Eukaryota; Metazoa; Arthropoda; Insecta; Hemiptera; Aphididae. The record is from RefSeq and is a predicted model, not a curated record. The transcript has 4 exons. The coding region runs from base 2581 to 3330 and encodes 249 amino acids.